AUGGCACAGGUCUUUGAUGGAAUCACCGUCCUCGACUUCACGAGCGGCCGUGCCGGCGGUGUCGCCACUAUGGUGAUGUCCGACUUCGGCGCUGAGGUCAUCAAAGUUGAGCCGCCGGGUGGGGAGAAAUUCAGGAACGCGCCGGGGUCCAUCCAGUGGAACCGCGGCAAGAAAAGCAUCGUUCUCGACCUGAAGACCCCGGAAGGUCGGGAUCACGCCCGCGGGCUGGCGCAACUCGCCGAUGUUGUCGUGGAAAGCUUCCGGCCCAGUGUCACCCAAAGGCUGGGUAUUGACUACGACAGUCUCCGGGACGGUCAUCCCGAGCUGGGUUACGACGGUGUGGUAGCGGCCAAGACCGGACGGACGAUGAUGUUCGCCGGGCAGAACCCCCGGGAAGGUCCCAACCACGUUGUCACCCAAGGCGUGUGCCAUGCCGCAGCUACGGCACUGAUACGCGGCAUCACGGCCGCUCUUUAUGUGCGGGAACGCACCGGCCGGGGCCAGCGGGUGGAGACCAGUAUGCUGAAGGCCGUGACCACCUACGACCACGUCUCGUGGGUCCACGGCCAGAUGGUCGAGAACCGCCCUGACGAGUACCCGCCCGACCCAUCGGUGGGCACUGGACGUGGCAACCCCACGGGUUACCUGCCCGCGCGCACCAAGGACGGCCAGUGGAUCCAGCUGGGGAACGUCGUGGAGCGGCUGUUCCGGUCGAUGAUGCACUCGCUGGACAUGGACUUCAUUUACGAGGACCCGCGCUUCGAGACCGCCCCCUUCCUUGAUCGGAAGGCCGUUGAUGCGCUGGAGCGAAUCAUGCUGGAAAAGGUCCAGGAAAAGACCCUGGACGAGUGGAUGGCGAUAUUCCUCAGCGAGGCGGGCAACGCGGCGGCCGAGCCAUACCUCACCUCUGAACAGGCCUUGGACCAUCCCCAGAUCGUACACAACGGCAACGUGCAGGAGGUGGAUGUUCCGGGUGUGGGAGGGACAAGUCAGCUCGGCCCCAUGGUGAAUAUGGAGGCUACACCGGGCAGCACGCAGGGACCGGCCCCGGCAUUGGGACAGCACACCGAAGAGGUCCUUGCCCGCCUCAGGAGCAACACGAAAAGGCAUACCAACGGCGCAAAGGCAUUGAUGCCCAAACAUCCUUUGGAGGGAAUAACGCUGCUGGACCUAGGGACGGUGAUCAAUGGCCCCCUUGGCUGCGCCCUUGUGGCGGAGUUGGGCGCCAGAGUGAUCCGCAUCGAGGCCCCCGGCGGCGACUGGGGCAGGCAGGGUCUGCCCUUUUCGGCGCACCGAACCAUGGCCGGCUCUGAGGGAAUCUGCCUAGACCUCAAGACCGAGGAGGGACAGGAAAUCAUGAGCAAGCUGGCGGCCAAGGCGGACCUGCUGUUGCACAGCAUGCGUCCUGGCGCUCCGGAACGCACCGGCAUCGGCUACGAGCAGUUGUCGAAGAUCAACCCCAAGUUGGUCUACGUGUAUGCCGGCGGCUACGGCUCGACCGGACCCUACUCUCACCGACCGUCUAUGGCCCCGAUUGCCGGGGCCGUCUCCGGGGGUGGCGUGGCGCAGAUGGGCAGGGAUGGCUUUCCUCAUCUGGACCAAUCGCUGUCAAUCGAGGAAUCGCCGCCGUAG
This is a messenger RNA of Geodia barretti, 1632 nucleotides long. NCBI's taxonomy places the organism in Eukaryota, Metazoa, Porifera, Demospongiae, Tetractinellida, Geodiidae. The record is from the annotation of a GenBank genome assembly.